GAGACAACCAGAAAGAACGUGUCGAACAGUGAUGACGCAAUAUUAGCAGUGGGUUACGUUAGCUGUUUAAGCGUCAUAUAUUUUAAACACGGACUGACUUCAAAACAUACAUACGGAAAUGUCAUCUUUGUGUGGCACCAGCAACAGCUGCCAAGAUGCAGGUCAACAGGCCACUGAGAAACAGGAGAAGGAGCAUCCUCGUGUACUCAUCCCGGAGUUAUGCCGACUCUUCUACCAGCUGGGAUGGGUGACGGGGACGGGCGGAGGGAUCAGUCUGAGACGAGGAGAGCAGAUCUACGUUGCACCAUCAGGCGUCCAGAAAGAGAGAAUUCAGCCAGAAGACAUGUUUGUGUGUGACAUGGAAGAGAGGGACAUCAGCUUUCCACCUGCCUGGAAAAAGUUAAGGAAGAGCCAGUGUACACCGCUUUUUAUGAACGCCUAUAUUAUGAGAGGGGCACAGGCAGUUAUACACACCCACUCCAAGGCUGCUGUCAUGGCAACGCUGCUAUAUCCCGGCAAAGAGUUCAGGAUAACACACCAGGAGAUGAUCAAGGGAAUUCGUAAGGGCACCUCAGGCACCAACUAUCGGUAUGAUGACAGCCUGGUCGUGCCUAUCAUUGAAAAUACACCAGAGGAAAAAGACUUGAAAGACCGAAUGGCUCGAGCAAUGGAGGAAUACCCAGAUUCAUGUGCCGUCCUCGUCCGCCGACACGGUGUCUAUGUCUGGGGCGAGUCGUGGGAAAAAGCUAAGACCAUGUGUGAAUGCUACGACUACCUGUUCGACAUCGCCAUCCAGAUGAAGCAGUGUGGACUUGACCCUUCAGCCAUCCCCACAGAAGAAAAUGGAAUAGUUUGACAUUCGCUGGUGCUUUUUAAAGAGACAUUUGUUGCAGAAAGGUCAGUGGUGUUCAAUCAAGAGAGCAUAUUGUAAUCACUUGCCUUUCACGCCGGCCUGUUUCAAAUGUGAUGGUAAAUUCAAAUCCAGAGUUGAAGGAGAUUGAAUGCCUAUGAUCCAAAAGCACCUGGAGGUACGCUGAAAAGCACUAUGGGACAACUCUUGAAUGAGCAGCUGGCAAAUAAAGGUCCUCGGGUUCAAAUUAUUUCGUAUUCAAGUUUGACUGCCCUGGAAUCAGGGUCUUGGUGCAUGGCAGGCAUGUACACACUGUGCAUUUAAAUGUAUCUACACUUUGCUUCGAUCAAUAAAAACUGAUGGUAUGUAUCUUAUUGGAUCCGGGUCGCAGUAAGCUAAACAAGAUAGUCCAGACUUCCUCUCUCUCCAGCAACGUUUUCCAGCUCCUUUUAAAAAAAUCUAAAUAAAAAUGUCCAUUUUGAAAACAA
This is a messenger RNA of Cottoperca gobio, 1338 nucleotides long. RefSeq names its product APAF1 interacting protein (gene apip). Gene Ontology annotation, molecular function: metal ion binding; methylthioribulose 1-phosphate dehydratase activity. NCBI's taxonomy places the organism in Eukaryota, Metazoa, Chordata, Actinopteri, Perciformes, Bovichtidae. Gene Ontology annotation, cellular component: cytoplasm. The record is from RefSeq and is a predicted model, not a curated record. The coding region runs from base 119 to 856 and encodes 245 amino acids. The transcript is spliced from 8 exons.